AUGCCGAAUUUUUUCAAUCGUGAAGAGGACAUGGACGUCGAGGAAUCGGUAGACACGAGAGUUCUUGAAGAGUAUAGAGAAGCCCUGGAUAGCGACGCUACUAUACGUUCCCGAGACGUAUGCUCGCUGAACCAGCACGAGCUUGGUCUUCUAAACAGAAAGUCCCUUAGGAUCGGUACGGGGACCUCGCAAGGCCAAAAGAGACCGGCUCGGAAAUUCGACCUAACAUUGAAACCGUUGCCGUAUGAAGAAGUGGCCAGUCGGAUGAUGGGUUCUCAUGUCGUUUCAGAAAAGCAGAUCUCAAAGAUGAAGCGGCACGGAACAGGAAGGGUAAAGAAGCGAAGACCGUUUGGUUUAAGAACACCUAAUUUUGCCGACGACGAGGAAUUCGAAGAAGAGGAUGAGGAGAUUCAUGCUGUUUUUGCAAAGAAGGAUCAGCCGUCCAAGUUGGGGGAAGAUCAAAUGCGUCUCGAGGACAUGUUGCAAAAGAAAGCCGAUGUUCGGGCGGGAUCGAUGGUUUGGAAUUCGUUGGUUCUAAACCCAAGUGGACAUACAGGAAAUACUCGUGAACGAGCGGAAGCCACCGAGCCCGAUUCAGAGGCGCCUGAAAGUGUUACUCAUCUGAAUGAUUCUGGAAUCAAGAACCUGCAUACCGCUUUUGAAGAGAAUGGGAUUGGACGUGUGGAAGUCAGCGAGUCACCAGUUGCAGACGCUACAGAAGAGGUCGAGCGUGAUGAAGCUGCACAUCAGGCUGAUGCGGAGGAGAAAGAUCAUGGUGCUGAAGGUGAUGAGCCGAUGACUGGCUCACCUCAGUCUACGGAAGUUGACUCUGGAGCCAGUGAAGCAAUGGAAGGCAUGAUGGACGAUGGUGUCUCCGGAGCCGAACAAGUUGCUGAAAAAAACAAUGAGGAUGACGUGGAGAUCAUGUGCUCAGCACAGAUCAGUAAGAAGCCAUGCGUUUCCCCUCUUCCUGCUGUCGUGGAAGCUGGAUCCACGAGUUCGGUAUCUGACACCGUCCCAAACACUCCAGUCGCCCAGCAAGCACCAACCGUUGCACUCAAAUCCGCACUCAAGUCUGGGCGCAAAUCGGCCGGCAAGUCUGUGAGAAUUGCUGGUUCGUCUGGUUCGCCGGAAGAGUAUGCUGUGCUCCCGUUAACCCCAGAGGCUGGAUCAUAUCUGACGAGGAAGAAGUCGUCUAAGAAGCAGCUUGGCAGGUGGUGGACUGGUUUGGGAUGGCAACAUACGAAAGAGCACGCGGCCGCGCAUGAAGCCUUUGGAGUGGUGGCGCUUGGAGAUGGUUACAUAUGGCCGACCUCAUCAGAGUUUGCCAACUCCAGUGGAAGUGCAAGUCUGUUCACCGGAGCCUUAUUGGCCUGCAGUGCCACCAGGGGGUUUGAAGAGAAGGGUUGGACUUCGUAA
Messenger RNA from Closterium sp. Yama58-4, 1419 nucleotides. The record is from the annotation of a GenBank genome assembly. NCBI's taxonomy places the organism in Eukaryota, Viridiplantae, Streptophyta, Zygnematophyceae, Desmidiales, Closteriaceae.